Molecule: messenger RNA, 1386 nt
Organism: Eupeodes corollae
Lineage: Eukaryota; Metazoa; Arthropoda; Insecta; Diptera; Syrphidae
Exons: 3
Source: RefSeq, a predicted model, not a curated record
AGAAGAAGUCUAAGGACUUGUCGUUGGUAUUUUUGUUCUGAUUUCCUUUUUUCUUUUUUUAUUUUAUUUUCUUCAGGAGGAGCUGAGAAGAAUGUUGUCAUUGAGAUGCCAAAGGAUGCAUUCCAAGAACGUCACAAUCAGUUUAUUGAUGCGAUUUUUGCUCGUAUCAAUCGCAUUGUAUCAGAUUCAUAUGAUCCUUUCAAAGUCCGUUUAGCAUCGCUGCCAAUGCAACCAGCAAAGCCACAAAAGUCAAACACACCCAGCAAAUCAACAAAGACAAGUACAAAGAGCAAAACGAAGAAAGUAUCUAGUGGCACAAAGGCUCGUUCAAUGGAUACCGAAGCAGCCAAUUCCACUACAGUCAUCAAAUCUGACAUGACCAGCAACGUUGAAGAAGUGGAACCAGCAUCAGCAUCCUCAGCCACAUCGGUAAUUGCUUCUUCUUCGGUCACAGAUGUCAAGCAAAAGCAACAACAAAAGCAGAAACAGAAAAAACAAAAACCUCAAACUGUCAGCACUGAAUCAGUUGAGAAACGAACAGUUCCGUCGUUGUCCUCCUCCUCCUCUCCUUCCAAAAAUAAGAAAACAACUCAACCUCUUCGGUCCAAUACAAACAAGCAGACAACAAAGCAACAAAAGCCCAAGCAAACUUCCUCCAAUUUGUCAGCUUCACCAUCAGCAUCGGCAGCUUCACCGUCGUCGGUCUCUGCCAAACCAGCUAAAUCAGCUCCAGCUUCAACUUCUAUGGAAAAACUACGCGGUGCCGAAGGUAGCCUCUCUGGAUUGGCAUCCUUGCGUCGUGUUGGCAAUGCCAAAGUGGUCACCGAUCCGGAAGGCAGAAAUUCGACAAUUAAAAGCAAAUUCACACUGGGUCCGCUGACACUCAAAGUGGAAAAGUCAUUCAAGCGCGGCAAUGUGCGCAACGUGAAGACAGCCACUGCCCGCACCAACGAGAUGAUCGGCCGAAUUAAGUUCAGUGUGGUGAAUGACCAAGCCACCCUAGUCUCCAUUAAGGUUCAACAGCCUAAACAGGUCGAAAUCGAAAGCAAGGAUAAUCAUGACCGUACCCGGGAAAUGGUCUGGCGGCGUACUCCCAAAAUUGCCCGUCUGGUAUCGGAAAAACUGAGAUUGGCAGCUGAAUCAUUGUUUCAGCCUCGAGCAGGAGUUGAAGUUGUUCGAUUGUAAAUUUAAUUAUUAAUUUGUUUCGUUUAGGAAGAAAUUUUGUAUCUUUAAGAUUAACUAUUUAUUUAUUUAUCUAUUUAUUAAAUUUAAAUUAUGGAUGUUGGUUCUUUUGAAGUUUGUUCGAAGAAACGACGAAUGUCCUUAAUGGGGGGUUGAUGUAUAAGGAAUCUUUUUAAAUUAAAAAUAAAAAUAAACAAAAUUAAA